UUUCUCCCCCCCCUCCAUUGUGACGUCAUAAAGGCCAGCAAUCGGUUUGAACGUUCCAUCCUGACAGCCUGGGUUCCUUCCCGAGGAGAAGCGGCGCUUUCUUAUAGGAUCCGUCUGCGGAAACCGAGUCCAAGCAACCGAGGUUUGGCUGAAGUUUCCAACCAUGGCUUCUUGUCCUGCCCUCCGGUGCUUUGGAGAAUAAUUUGACCCCCUCUUCUUUGUGGCAGCCUCUCAAACACUGGAAUGCUGCUAUCACGUCACCCCUAAAUGCUGCUACUCCGUCAUCCCGUUGUCGAAAAUGGCACAGGGCCUCCUGCUUGAGUAGGGGGUUGGACUAGAAGACCUUCGAAGUCCCUUCCAAUUCUGUUAUUUGAUUCGUCUUACUCCACUGCUUUCCUCGGCUUGCCUGAUCUCUUGUGUGUUAAGUCUCCGGUUGUACAGCAAAGGAUGGGGUGGAUCCUACCAUUCGUCUUCCUGAUCGUCUCUGGAAAACUGGGAAUAAAUGCGGGAUUGCUGAAUUUAAGGAAGACGAGAGAGGCCUACAACGAACCCUGAGUCCUUCGGGAGAAGGGCGGUUCAUCCUGGCUCAUUGAUCUAGCCCAGUAUUUCUGAACCUCGGCGAUGUGAAGAUGUGUGUGGAUUUCAAUUUCGAGAAUUCCCCAGUCACCACGGUCUGGUAGAAGUGGCCUACAAGAUCAUAAACCCAGACAAGAACCAAGAAACUCAAAUUAUUACAAGAUAGAUGUGAAGUACUCCACAUUCAAACAGGACAGUUGAAAUCAUGAUAAUACAUUAUCACAAGGAUGGGGGAGAGUGAAACUCAACACUCAGAUUCAGAUCCUCGUAAUUUAGCCAGCCACAGUAAAAAGGAAAGUCUUGAAAAUGUGGAAGAUGGUGAAAGCAGUAAAACUGGUGAUACAAAGAAAAAUAACACAGUGGGCAAGGAAGAUAAGGAAGAAAAGAAAAAUGAAAGUAAACCUGAGAAGAAAAAUAAUGAGGAGGGGAAGAAUGAAAUAUUUGUCAUUGAUCCCUCUGGAAAUCUUUAUUACAACUGGUUGUUCUGCAUCACAUUGCCUGUCAUGUACAAUUGGACAAUGAUCAUCGCUAGGGCCUGUUUUGAUGAACUUAAUCAUAACAGCGUAGAAAUGUGGUUGAUUUUGGACUAUUCUGCAGAUUUUAUUUAUGUUGCUGACAUGUUUGUGCGGACGAGGACAGGUUACUUGGAGCAAGGCUUGUUGGUGAAGGAAAAAUCGAAGCUCAAGAAAAGAUACAAGCAAACAUCACAAUUCAAAUUCGAUCUGCUGUCCAUCAUGCCAACUGAUCUACUUUACUUCAAAUUUGGACUGAAUUACCCAGAAAUAAGAAUAAACAGAUUACUUAGAAUAUCACGCAUGUUUGAAUUCUUCCAGCAAACAGAAACGAGGACAAGUUAUCCAAAUAUCUUCAGAAUCUCUAAUCUUGUCAUGUACAUUAUAAUUAUCAUCCACUGGAAUGCUUGUAUGUAUUUCUCCCUCUCAAAAGCGAUCGGCUUUGGAACAGACACAUGGGUCUAUCCCAAUGUUACUCAUCCUGAAUUUGGCAGGCUCGCUAGAAAAUAUGUGUAUAGUCUUUACUGGUCAACACUGACUUUGACGACUAUUGGUGAAACACCUCCUCCUGUUCAAGAUAUUGAGUAUUGGUUUGUUGUUGUUGAUUUCUUGGUCGGUGUAUUAAUUUUUGCUACUAUUGUUGGUAAUAUUGGUUCUAUGAUCUCUAAUAUGAAUGCUGCCCGGGAGGAAUUUCAAGCAAAGAUCGAUGCUAUCAAGCAAUAUAUGCAAUUUCGUAAUGUAAGCAAAGAUUUAGAAAAACGGGUUAUCAAAUGGUUUGAUUAUUUGUGGACAAAUAAAAAGGCCGUAGACGAAAGAGAAGUCUUGAAAUUUCUUCCGGAUAAAUUACGAGCAGAAAUUGCUAUUAAUGUUCAUUUGGAGACAUUAAAAAAAGUCCAGAUUUUCUCAGACUGUGAAGCUGGUCUGUUAGUUGAGCUGGUUCUGAAACUACAACCUCAGGUAUAUAGUCCUGGUGAUUAUAUCUGCCGGAAAGGUGAUAUUGGGCGAGAAAUGUAUAUUAUCAAAGAAGGAAAACUCGCAGUGGUAGCUGAUGAUGGAAUAACUCAAUUUGUGGUUCUUAGUGAUGGCAGCUAUUUUGGAGAGAUUAGCAUCCUUAAUAUUAAAGGUAGCAAAGCUGGAAAUAGGAGGACAGCUAAUAUUAGAAGUCUUGGCUAUUCAGAUUUGUUUUGUCUGCAUAAAGAUGACCUGAUGGAAGCUUUAAUAGAAUAUCCAGAGGCAAAGACUUUGUUGGAAGAGAAGGGGAAGCAAAUCCUUAUGAAAGAUGGACUACUGGAUUUAGAGCAAGGAAACAUGAAAAGAGAGACGGAAAACCUCGAGCAAAAGGUCAGCCAAAUAGAAGGAAUGCUAGAUAAUUUACAAACAAGAUUUGCUAAACUUUUAGCUGAAUAUAGUGCUGCGCAGCAGAAAUUGAAAAUAAGGUUAAGGCAAGUCGAGACCAUUGUAAAACCAUCCCUAGAGUAUGAUUUUUCAGACUUAGAAGAACUGCAGAGAACUUCUGGUCAUUAAGGAUUAAAAAAAAACAUUUCAGAUAUAUCAUACUUGAGGAUAAAUUAAUAAACGAUGGGCAGAAGUAUGUUAGAUAUUCCAUUAGAUAUGGGAAACUAUUCAUAACAACCAGGUUUUUCUCUGGGCAGUAUUUUUUUAAAUAAACCAUGUUCAACAGACAUGUUUAAGAACUUGAAUUUAGUCCCUCCGAAAAAAUACAGCAAUGCCAUCAUCAUGUACUGUGGUUCUACAAAUGAGAAUUUCAUGGUUCAGUUUGGAAACGUGGAAUCUCAAGGAAUUAAUGAAGGCUUAGUAGGUUUCGUUCUAAAUUUCGUCUGUAUAAUCCAUCUAGAAAGAAACAAUUUUUCCAGCUACUCAGUAGCUAUUGUGGGUUUACAAUUGAUGGACAUUGUUAAACUAUUUGAUCGUAUUAGAUUCAGGACAACUUUGUUAUCAUAACUAUCUGGAAAACUCGAAGUAGUUUGUAUAAUGUGGAAAUAUUUUUACAAGAAAAUCCUGCACUGCUAGUAAUAUAAUAAUGAUGUUUUUGCAGAAUUGUGCCAGUUGUACUGACUGUAAGCUAUUCGUCAUGAGUUAAAAUAUUUGUUGGAUAAACAGACAGAAUUUUUACC
This is a messenger RNA of Pantherophis guttatus, 3223 nucleotides long. The record is from RefSeq and is a predicted model, not a curated record. Lineage: Eukaryota; Metazoa; Chordata; Lepidosauria; Squamata; Colubridae.